Micromonas pusilla CCMP1545 is the source of this 267-nucleotide messenger RNA. RefSeq lists its product as uncharacterized. NCBI's taxonomy places the organism in Eukaryota, Viridiplantae, Chlorophyta, Mamiellophyceae, Mamiellales, Mamiellaceae. Gene Ontology annotation, biological process: regulation of transcription by RNA polymerase II. The transcript has a single exon. The annotation marks the transcript as partial. Gene Ontology annotation, molecular function: DNA-binding transcription factor activity, RNA polymerase II-specific; RNA polymerase II cis-regulatory region sequence-specific DNA binding. Gene Ontology annotation, cellular component: nucleus. The record is from RefSeq and is a predicted model, not a curated record.
AAUGGUCCGCGACCGAAGGUGAUGUGCGAGCACCCCGGAUGCGGCAAGGUGUUCGCGUGGUCGCAGGAUCUCGCGAAACACGUCAAGAAGAUUCACAACCGCGAGGCGCCCAAGUUUCACUGCGCGCACGAGGGGUGCGGGAAGGCGUUCCACGAGAAGAAACUCCUGACCGCGCACACGCGCACGCACACGGACGAGCGGCCGUUCGCGUGCCCUCACCCCGGGUGCGACAAGGCGUUCAGAGCGAGGAACGCGCUGGCGUAUCAC